Podospora pseudopauciseta is the source of this 1458-nucleotide messenger RNA. RefSeq lists its product as uncharacterized. The coding region runs from base 790 to 1458 and encodes 222 amino acids. The transcript has 2 exons. The record is from RefSeq and is a predicted model, not a curated record. Lineage: Eukaryota; Fungi; Ascomycota; Sordariomycetes; Sordariales; Podosporaceae.
GUGGUGGUGGUGUGUUUCCCCUUGGCUGACGAAUGUGAUGCAUCCAUGGUUGUCUGGCAGAUUCCCCGCUCCUAGACCGGAUGCCGUCCCAACUCCCACUGGACAGCACUGCCGACUGCGGUGAACCACUUCCCCCAGACUUUGGGGAGGCUGAUGACGGGUUCAAGCAGACCAUAAUCCACGGCGUUGUGUCGUGGUCAACCCGGUCGGCCGUGUUGAUAUCAAUGUCUCUGCUCUCAGACCACUGCCGAUGUCGUUGUGUCAACCUCCGGCAGCCAUGGGAAGCCAGGGCAGUUGCUUCCGAGGGGGGGGCUGGAGGGAAGAAGUUGGUAAACAAGCUCAGCUCAAGCCAUCCGCCGUGAGCUUAGGUUGUGCUCAAAUGCAGGGGCACACUGCUGUGCCCUCCACCAACGCUGGCCCCAGAGCAACCAAUGCAGGCACCGAUUGUCGACUGGACGAUCGGGGGUCACAUCGUUUGGGGAAGGGGGAGGCCCUCCAUGGCCUCGUCCGUCGCGUCGUCCGGCACCUCUACUCACGAGCUGACGCAAGGGCCGGAAGACGCCACUCAGGGGUACUGUUCUUCCCUCUUUGUCUUUUCCCCCUCCAGGACAGGCUGCUCUGCAUGUCUCUCUCCGUCAUGCAGUCGGUUUUUCUUGUCUGUUGGGGCCAUGGAUCAGCUUAAUAUGGAAGUUGAUUGCCAGGCACACCUUAUAUUCUUUAGCCGCCAAGCUCCCACAUGCAAAGGGUACCUUGUUGGCCUUGUUUAUCUCACCAAACCAGGUGGCAUACAUGAUGUACACCACACUACACAGCAAGACCACAGUCGCCACCCUUCUCACUCUGGCUGCCCAUGUGGCGGCCCACGGAGAUGAAUAUCACGACGAGGCACCUUCGUUCUCUCUCGGUGGCCCCGUUGACAACCCGUUCGUGGGCAAGUGGACCACCAGCACCGUCUGGGCGACCACCACCCGCACCAUCACCUCUUGCCCACCAGUCAACCCCGACUGCCCGGCUCACUCGACGGUUCUCACCACUGUUACCAUUCCUGUCAGCACAACCAUCUGCCCCGUGACGGAGACCGAGGCUCCUCCCCCUCCUCCACCUCCCACGACCGUGGUGCCCCCUCCUCCUCCACCUCCCCCAUCGACAGUCACGGCUACCACGCCCACACACGCCCCUCCUCCCCCCCCUCCUCCCCCGCCCCCGCCUCCUCCGGUGACCGAGACCCCGGCCCCUCCCCCACCGCCUCCUCCUCCGGUCACCGAAACCCCAGCUCCUCCCCCUCCUCCUCCUCCCCCGGUCACCACCCCGGCCCCUCCUCCUCCUACCACCAUCGGAACCAUCAUCCCGCCUCCUAUCACAACCACAACCGGAAGGCCAGUUACCGCCGGAGCUGCAACCAUGCAGAAGGCAGGCGGAGCCCUGGCUGUCAUCGCCGUCGCCGCUGCCCUCCUUUAA